AGUAUUGUCGUCCGCCAUGAGUACCGAGUAAGUGUAGUGUCGGUGAAUUAAAACCAAAGAUACAGAAGUAGACUUUUAUCUUUCAAUCGUUUGUGUUCAGAUAUGUUGAGUACGAUUGCAUUCUAAAGUGUCAAUGCGAUUUAUUUUGGUCCCUUGGCGCACUGUCCACUCAUUAAAUGCAGUGGGAUGAGAUCAGAGUGCGAGUACGUAGUGCAAUAGUACAUAAUACAAAUUUAUUAUUGUAAGUACUUGGAAAGCUCAGAAUUGUGUGUAUUGCUUGGAUUAUAUGAGCUAUACCAGCGAUACAUAACUCUGCAUUGAGUUUGAAGCUGCUGGAGACAUUCUCAGUGUUCUUUUGACCGAUUUGCGUUUCGAGUAGCACGACUUUUGAUGCGGCGGACCGACGGUGCUCGGCGUGCGCAUUACCAGUCGACCGGUGCGUUUCGUUUUGAUCGCGCGUGCAAACGUGAGCGUGAGUUACCUUCGUCUGGCCAGGAGGAAACAAGCGCACUGAAGCACACCGUUCGUUGCCAGCAGCACGUGGCCGGGCUACCUCAAAGGCAAACAUGCGGUUUCCAAUAACGUUUAACCUAAACCAAAAUUAAUUUAACUUAUCUCAAUUUAUAAAAUUAAAUAUAAAGUGCCCAAAGUGUUAAAUUAAAGUUAACGGACAAAAGUUUAAUUUGCGUGUUUUUCAAAAUGGGAGGUCAGCCAGAGACUAAAACCGGUGAUAAUAAAGACGUGGACAAUGUGUCGACCGUAUCAGCAGGCGGUGACGGAGGCGGUGUUAAAAUGAAAAAAGAAUUAGCACUAAUCGAUGGCGUUGCAAUAAUCGUCGGCGUUAUCAUUGGUUCCGGCAUUUUCGUGUCACCCAAAGGCGUUUUGCGCUACUCCGGAUCUGUGGGACAAGCGAUUAUUGUUUGGAUCAUGAGCGGGAUUUUAUCAAUGGUCGGCGCAUUAUGUUAUGCUGAAUUAGGAACUAUGAUACCAAAGUCUGGCGGUGAUUAUGCUUACGUUUUGGAAGCCUUCGGUCCUUUGCCAGCUUUUUUAUAUCUAUGGGUAGCACUUUUUGUGUUGGUACCAACUGGUAAUGCAAUUACUGCCAUUACGUUUGCUCAAUAUAUUCUACAACCAUUAUGGCCGACCUGUGCGCCUCCAUACGAAGCGGUGCGAUUGAUCGCUGCGUUCACAGUGUGUCUUCUUACAAUCAUCAACUGCUACAACGUGAAAUGGGUCACUCGGGUACAAGACAGUUUCACCGCCACAAAAAUAUUUGCGCUCGGUAUCAUUGUCGUUGCAGGAUUUUGGUAUCUUUUUAGCGGUCAUACUGAGCAUUUCCAAGAACCCAUGGCUGAAACGAAUACAAAUCCUGGUUCAAUUGCCUUGGCAUUUUAUUCUGGCCUAUUCAGUUACUCAGGGUGGAAUUACUUGAAUUAUGUGACUGAGGAAUUGAAAGAUCCAUACCGGAACUUACCACGUGCGAUUUGCAUUUCCAUGCCGAUAGUAACGAUCACCUAUGUGGUAACUAACAUCGCUUACUUCGUGGUUUUAAGUCGGGAAGAUCUUCUUGCAUCCAACGCAGUUGCUGUUACCUUUGGGGAUAAAAUGUUGGGGGGUUUCAGCUUUGUCAUACCGAUAUUUGUCGCUUGCUCCACGUUUGGUAGCUUGAACGGGGCCAUUUUUGCUUCGAGCAGGUUAUUUUUUGUUGGAGCACGACAAGGUCAUCUACCCAGGGCUAUUGCAUUGAUUGAUGUAAAACGAUUCACCCCAGUACCUUCUUUAGUUUUCAUGUGUCUUAUAACGUUGUUCCUCACUGUGAUUGAAGACGUAUACGUUCUUAUCAACUGUGUCUCAUUCGUCGAAGCUCUCUUUAUCAUGCUCAGUGUUGCCGGACUGGUGUAUCUUCGGUACACCCAACCUGAUCUUCAACGUCCGAUUAAAGUAAAUCUUGCGUUGCCAAUUGCGUUCUUUAUAAUAUGUACGCUGUUGGUAACGUGUCCAUUCUUUGAGAACCCUACAGAAGUAACAAUUGGUUUGAUAUUUGUACUGUGUGGUAUUCCCGUUUACUACUUGACGAUCGCGUGGACGAAUAAACCCCUAUGGUUGCGUAAGGCUUUUAACAGUUUUAAUGAUGGUUGCGCGAAACUGUUUGUCUGCAUGCCUGAAGAUGGUCAUCUUGAAUAAAUCGGUAGGAGGUAGGCUUAUAUUCUGUUAACGCAUCUCUCGUUAUUUAUGGGAAAACAAAUGGUUUACAAAUAUUAAGUUUGUUUAUUAUGUCUAGUGUCUAUAUUUUUUUCAAGUAUUUUUAUGUUUUGUGAACGUUUUGAUUGCACUAAUAGCCAAUAAGAGGUUUACAAGUUAUGUUAAUAUUAGUAAGAUAUGAUUAAGAAGUAUAUAUUACUUUGUCAUGUUAUCUAUUUGGAUAAGUUUACACCGAAUGCCAGAUAAUGCAUUUAUGUUGCUUUUAAGUUAAAGUUUCUUUUGAUAUUAUAAGAAAUACUGUAUAUUUUAUGUUGUGCAUGGUGCUGAAUGUCAAUUGAAGUGAUACAAGAUACAGUUAAUUUCGCCACAAAUAGCAUACUUGUGUUUGCUAUAAUCAUGAAAAUUUCUUAAGAUAAUCUUAAGGUUUGCUCGUGGACCAAAGACAAAUGCUGUCUCAGGGUUUGUGAACUUUUUUAUACAAAUAUUCAGAAAUAUUAUUCUAAAGAAUAUAAUGUUCGUGACAAAAUA
Messenger RNA from Dalotia coriaria, 2730 nucleotides. RefSeq names its product L-type amino acid transporter minidiscs (gene mnd). NCBI's taxonomy places the organism in Eukaryota, Metazoa, Arthropoda, Insecta, Coleoptera, Staphylinidae. The transcript is spliced from 4 exons. Gene Ontology annotation, molecular function: L-amino acid transmembrane transporter activity. Bases 700 to 2184 code for a protein of 494 amino acids. Gene Ontology annotation, cellular component: membrane. Gene Ontology annotation, biological process: amino acid transmembrane transport. The record is from RefSeq and is a predicted model, not a curated record.